Scheffersomyces coipomensis is the source of this 2073-nucleotide messenger RNA. It is a transcript of the gene GPA2, whose product is annotated as guanine nucleotide-binding protein subunit alpha. The record is from RefSeq and is a predicted model, not a curated record. Lineage: Eukaryota; Fungi; Ascomycota; Pichiomycetes; Serinales; Debaryomycetaceae. The transcript has a single exon. Gene Ontology annotation, molecular function: G-protein beta/gamma-subunit complex binding; G protein-coupled receptor binding; GTP binding. Gene Ontology annotation, biological process: adenylate cyclase-activating G protein-coupled receptor signaling pathway. The coding region runs from base 383 to 1822 and encodes 479 amino acids. Gene Ontology annotation, cellular component: heterotrimeric G-protein complex.
AUAUCUCAUAUUCCAAUUAUCAUUAAAUUAAAUGAUAUUUACAUAGGAUAAAUUUAUUUGCAAUCAUUUUCACAUUUUUGGUUUGCCGAAUUAUAUACAGGCCGGUCAGUCAAGAAUGUCUAACAAAAGAAAAAAGAUCCAGAACAGGCAGAAAUUUAUGGAAUUAUAAUCAGACGGUUUUUUUGUUUUUAUAUAGAGCAAUCGUUUAUCUUCAACAACUUUUUUAUAAAUAUAUAAAUUUUGAUAUAUUCAUUCUAUUUUCAUCUUCAUAGUUGUUCACAAUUGAAGUGAACACAAUAGUUUUCAAAAUCAUAGGAGAGGAAAUUUUUAUAUUGAGAAAGGAGUUUAGCUAAGCAUAGAGAAAUUUCAGGUGUGAGUGAUCAUGGGUUCUUGUACGUCAAAGGAUAGCAAUGAUAUAAAUACUGCUACCAAACCUUCUAAUACCCAAGCAAGACGUAACAAUCAGAGAAGUGCAUUGCAACAACAGCAACAAUCAGGUCUGUCCAAUAAUAUUCAGCAUAAUCCAUCCAGUGAUUCGUCUAAUGUUCUGGAUAAGCAACAAUCCAAUAACACAAGCACAACUAAUGGAACUGCUCAGAUAGGAAAUGGAUCUGCCACCACAUCUGCAUCUUCUCCACUAGCACUGGCUGCUGCAGGUGGGUCUAAUGGAGUAACCUCCAUUCAACAACAACUUUCUUCAAAUCCAGUAUCUGUUGCAGCUGAACAAUCACAAUCGGAUUCUAACGAAAUAAAAAUCCUAUUAUUAGGUUCAGGAGAAAGUGGAAAGUCAACUGUUGUGAAACAAAUGAAGAUAUUACAUCAAAAUGGUUAUUCAAAGUCAGAAUUACAAGAGUAUAAACCAUUUGUGUAUAAAAAUAUCUUGGAUUGUAUCAAAAAUGUCAUCAAUGCUAUUAUUGAUUUACAACCUGAGUUAAUUAAUAAAUCCAACGAUAGUAAUUUAAUCAAUGAUCAAGAAGUCGAACAAAAUGAAGUUGAUAGUGUUGAAAAGUACGAAGGUAAAGGUCUCAAAAAGCAUGUUCUUGAAUAUGAUGAUUUGAACGAAGUCUUAGAUUAUGACUUUUCCAUUGAUUCCGAACAAGUGUUUAAUCCAGACAUUGCCAAAAAAAUAAAACAAAUCUAUAAUACCCCAGAAGUGCAAUACUUUAUAAAGUUUCAGCAAGGUAAUUUCUAUUUAAUUGAUUCAACAGAUUAUUUAUUAAGUGAUAUAGAUCGAAUCACCAAUCCUGAUUAUUUACCAUCCGUUAAUGAUAUUUUAAGAACAAGAAAGAAAACUUCAGGUAUUUUUGAUUUCAGAUUUCAAAUGGGAAGAGGAUUAAAUAUUCAUAUGUAUGAUGUUGGUGGACAAAGAUCAGAACGUAAAAAAUGGAUCCAUUGUUUUGAUAAUGUUACUUUAAUUAUCUUUUGUGUGGCUUUAUCUGAAUAUGAUCAAACUUUAUUAGAAGAAAGUACUCAAAAUAGAUUAGAAGAGUCAUUGGCUUUAUUUGAUUCAGUGGUUAAUUCAAGAUGGUUUACCAGAACUUCAGUUGUUUUAUUUUUAAAUAAAAUCGAUGUAUUUGAGAAAAAAUUACCUUAUUCUCCAUUAAAAGAUCAUUUCCCUGAUUAUACUGGUGGUGAUAAUGUUAAUAAAGCUGCCAAAUACAUCUUAUGGAGAUUCAAUCAAGUCAAUAGAUCAGGUUUAAACAUUUAUCCUCAUGUCACCCAAGCUACAGAUACUUCCAAUAUUGUUGUCGUUAUGGCAAAUGUCAGAGAAGCAAUUUUAAACAAUUCAUUAUCGGAUAUUGGAAUUUUACCAUCUGCUUGAACGAAAGAGGUCAAAUCUUCACAUAUUACAUUUCUCCCAUUUGCAUUUUCAUAUCAACUUAUAUUACGACUUUAUUUCGAUUGCAUAUUCAUAUCUCUUGUUCUCAUUAUUUACGAAACGAAAACUGAUUUAGUGACAAUUUUUUUUAUUUUUAUUUAUUUUAACAAAAACUUUUAUUUUUAACUAUAGUGUAUGGUAUUUGUGUGUUUCUUUCAAAAACAAAAAUAAUAAAAAAACUAUUUAUUUAUUCA